Megachile rotundata (alfalfa leafcutting bee) is the source of this 1618-nucleotide messenger RNA. RefSeq names its product sodium channel protein Nach. Gene Ontology annotation, molecular function: ligand-gated sodium channel activity. The record is from RefSeq and is a predicted model, not a curated record. Gene Ontology annotation, cellular component: plasma membrane. Gene Ontology annotation, biological process: sodium ion transmembrane transport. Lineage: Eukaryota; Metazoa; Arthropoda; Insecta; Hymenoptera; Megachilidae.
GAAGGCAGUUAUUCGAACAGCAGGUAUGCCAAAGAUAUCGGUGAACGGAAGCAAAACGACAGCGAAAGAAGGCAAACACUUUUACGACAAUGAGAUAUUGGCAGACUUUCAAGCUCGGCAAAAGGCCAUACUUAGGGAAAAAGAGUCCGUGCCAGCCGAUGUUCCGAAGCAUGUUGGUAUGCGGACGAUUAAUCCGAAGUCUAACGUUGGAAAGUAUUUCGUGGAGUUCGCGAGUGUCUCGACGAUACACGGAUUAAAUCACUUGGUUGCUCCAAAUCGACAUCCUGUGGAAAAAUUUUUAGCUGUACUUUUCAUCCUGGGUGCUCUGAUGUGUUUAAUGUUACUGUCCUCCAUUUUCUGGGAUCGGUACCAGAACAAUGCUACGGUGAUCGUGGUAGAUAACAAUCCUGAACAGUUCGCAAUUCCUAAGCCAUCUCUGGUCAUUUGUCCAGUACCCAACAUAGAGCCAGCGAAGAUACCAAGUGUAUUUCAAAAAUACGGAAUCGACAACACUGCGGAAGCGGUGGAGUUCUUCACUUUUCUGGCGAACGUCGAUUACAAGAACAUGCUGGAGACUCCUCUGUUCGACAAGGUAUCACCGGACAAAUGGUUAAGCAUUCUUCACGACCUGCGAAAAGACAUUCCUCCUAAUAUACUGAGGGAAAAUGACCGGUACGAGAUGUGGGUUGUAACGGAAAGGGGCUUGUGUUUAGCUACCAGAAGCUACAAUGGAUACUUCUCGACCAUGAACUUUUGGAAGUCUAACGACAGCAGCGUUAAGAUACCACCUAUAGUAGUAGACACUUACGACUAUAGUGCUGAUGGGACCCAACAGUCUUUUGCAAUAAAUAGCGCAGCCAUAUGGAGCCUCUGUGAUCCUUUCGAGGUGGUGGCAUACGGCACCCCGAUAAAAUUGUUGCAGCGAACAGUAGUGCAACGCUCAACUUUAUCGAUAUUUGAGAUCAAGACAAAGACAAAUCUCACUCAUCUAAGCGUCCAUCAACGGAAGUGCAAAUUCCAGGCUGAUGGUGGCUUAGAAACGUGGCCAGUGUACACGCCAAACAUGUGUACAAUCGAAUGCAGGAUGAAAAUGAUAGAGAAGUAUUGCCACUGUCGCCCGCACUUCGCCAGACCUUACGGUAUUCGAUUUACUAUUACAAUUUCUGAGAACGUGAAGGAAGAACGUUUUACAGGAGGUGCGAAAACUUGUAACGCUACGCAACUUCGAUGCAUUGGCGGGAUAACGAAGCAUCUUUUUCUGCACGAAUAUGCACCUCAUUCUUGUGGCUGCCUUCCGAAAUGCACGGCGGUUUUCUAUCAGAUAACAGACAGCGAAAAGAGCGAAGGAAUCUCAGGACCGAUAGAGACGUCCAUUGUGUCUUUGGAAAUCGAAUUUCCUCAGGCAAUUUAUAAUCGAGUGCCGUUCUACGGAUUUACGGACUUUUUGACUAGCGUCGGAGGAGCCGCUGGGUUGUUUCUAGGAGCUAGCGUGUUAUCUUUCGUUGAAAUCGUUUAUUACGCUACGUUUCGCAUUUGUUGCUAUGUAGGUCAAAUGAAAAGUGCACAGAAAAAGGAUAAGGUGAUUUUACCUUAAUACCUCCACCUAUUGUACAAGGAA